Messenger RNA from Ostreococcus tauri, 744 nucleotides. RefSeq names its product Prenylated rab acceptor PRA1. The transcript has a single exon. The record is from RefSeq and is a predicted model, not a curated record. NCBI's taxonomy places the organism in Eukaryota, Viridiplantae, Chlorophyta, Mamiellophyceae, Mamiellales, Bathycoccaceae. The coding region runs from base 1 to 744 and encodes 247 amino acids.
AUGCCCGACCCAUCGGACGACAGAGACCGGCCGAGACCCGGUGCGUUCGGCGCGAACCCGUUAAGUUUGUCCUUGGGACAGUCUGAAUUCAAUCAGUGGGCCAAACGUGCGAAAAACCAAGACGCCGCGCCGAUCAACGGACGAAACGGCGCGCACGGACGCCCAAACGCGAGCGCGCCCGCGUCGUCGUCGAACGCGAGAGAUGUGGGGUCGAGAGACGGCCGGGUGAAGACGCGGUAUAAGACGCCGUACAUGACGACGGAUGAUCUGAAAAAGGCGCCGCGGGCGUGGAGAGAGUUUCUGUGCACGGAUCACCUCAUGAAGUCGUACUCGAUCCCGACGAACGUGGAUGAUGCGAGGGAACGAUUGGAUGGGAACGUGUACGAUUACGUGGGGAAUUACGCGCGGAUGGGGGUGAUAAUUGGGUGCGCGGUGCUGUAUAGGAAUCCGACAGCCGUCGUGGGCGCGGUGGCGACGGCAAAGUUGUACAGAUGGAUGGAUCUAAACAUCGGGGCGACGAGCGAGAUGCAAGGGUUUAAGAUGGUUGGGACGGUCUUAGCGUGGUUUGUCAUGAUGUACACCAAGGCGUCGGCGGCGCUGUCGAAGACGGUGUUGCUUACGGCGGCGUUUUUGCUUGUGCACGGAUGUCUCCGAAGGCGAGACGCGCCGAAACUGGUGAAGAUUGGGCGACACACCGGGAUCUCCAAGUGGGAGAUGCAAUCGCCGAAGAAGAAAUCGAGAUAG